Messenger RNA from Nilaparvata lugens (brown planthopper), 4214 nucleotides. Its product is annotated as calcitonin gene-related peptide type 1 receptor. The record is from RefSeq and is a predicted model, not a curated record. Gene Ontology annotation, molecular function: G protein-coupled peptide receptor activity. Lineage: Eukaryota; Metazoa; Arthropoda; Insecta; Hemiptera; Delphacidae. The transcript has 12 exons. Gene Ontology annotation, cellular component: plasma membrane. The coding region runs from base 159 to 1550 and encodes 463 amino acids. Gene Ontology annotation, biological process: adenylate cyclase-modulating G protein-coupled receptor signaling pathway; cell surface receptor signaling pathway.
UGAAAUAGAUUGCAGUGAAUCGGUUGGAAAUGUUGAAUGAUUGAGUUUCAUUAAUACAUUAUCUCCAUUUUCAGGGUUCGAUUUCUUCAAAUGCAUCUGCUUCUACCGCAGUUACUAGACAGUAUAUUCGUGUAAGCCCGAUUCAUAGAUUUUUCAGAAUGGAGACUUUUCUUGAAGGAGAUCUCACCUUGGAACAAAUAAUCAUCACUCGACGAGAAAAUUGCGAGGAUAUUAAAGACUUCACACCUGCAAAUGACACAGGUGAAGUGUAUUGUCCGAGGGAGUUCGAUGGCUGGAGUUGUGUUAACUGGACUUCGGCCGGCCAGGUCGCUCACUUCCCAUGUCCCUAUUUUAUCCUCGGCUUUGAUCCUAAACGGUUCGGUCAGCGAACGUGUUUGAUGGAUGGUACUUGGUUCAGGCAUCCUGACAGCAAUAAAACCUGGUCGAAUUAUACGACCUGUGUUGAUCUCGAGGACCUGGAGCUGAGAAAACAUGUGAAUUUCAUAUAUAAGACAGGAUAUUCAAUAUCUCUAGCAGCCUUGAUCAUAUCCUUAUUUAUCUUCUUCUAUUUUAAAUCGUUGAGCUGCACACGCAUUCAAAUACACAAAAAUCUGUUCCUAUCUUUGACGAUAAAUAACUGUCUGUGGUUGAUUUGGUAUGAAGCGGUGGUCGAUAAUCUUCCAGUUCUGAUGACAAACGGGCUGGGAUGUCAAGCACUUCACCUACUCGUGCAGUACUUCCUGGUGGCAACCUACUUGUGGAUGUUCUGUGAAGGACUCUAUUUGCAUACACUGCUUGUAGUCACAUUUCUGACAGAGUCACGAGUGAUGCCUCUUCUAUAUUUCAUUGGCUGGGGAGUACCAGCAAUUCUCGUGCUAAUAUAUGCAGCAAUGCGCUCGUCGCUCCGAGAGGAGAAAUUGCACUGUUGGAUUCAUGAGUCCCUCUACUCGUGGACAUUGUCGGGACCAGUCUGCAUCUCCAUGUUGGCCAAUCUCGUCUUCCUGAUAAAUAUUGUACGUCUGCUGCUCACAAAAUUACACACUGGACAACCUGUCAGUCCCAAAGCAUCUUUUCAAGACCCACAGUCAUCUGUCAGAUUGAGAAGAAGAAACACUGUACUGAGUCAGACUGGUGUGAUGUCGGGAAGAACGAGGAAAGCAGUGAGAGCGACAUUUAUUCUGAUACCGCUUCUAGGACUCCAAUACAUUCUGAUGCCAUUCAGACCGCAGCAGGGAGCAGCUUGGGAGCCAGCAUACCAGAUCAUUUCAGCCGUUGUUACAUCUUACCAGGGCCUAUGCGUGGCAUCUCUUUUCUGCUUUUUUAACGGUGAGGUUUUAGCAGCAAUUAAGAAAAAAUGGCACCAAUGCCAUUUGAAUAAACAGAAGCCAUGGCCGUACUCAUGUUCCGGUAUCACAACAUUGUCAGUGUUGUUUUGUUGUCAGUUCAGUAGAGCAUCGUUCGUGCAGGAGAUGGCCGACUCCCGCCAGCACCGCCACGCCAACAGCAAUGUCUUCGACUCAUCCGUUGCUGUCAACAAUGUCCAACUCUAAACUCAAAUUAUUGUAAAUACCUUCCAUUCUUGAUGCAGAGAGAACUGUGUGAAAACGCGGCCACUGCUAUUGUGAAUAAUAUAUGUUGAAAAGUCCAUCUCCAAUGUAUUCAUCCAAGCACAUGGGUAAGAUAAUAUCCCACGACUUUCCAACAACAAUAAUACUGUUCAACCAGAGAGUGAAAGCUCUUCAAACAGCUACGUAUAUUGAUCAAGCUUCGAAAAAUGUUUGGAAACUCAUUUGUAUAUUCACAAGAUAAAAUGGCUACCGUACUUUUCAUGAAAUAAAUGAUGUAGCUGUACAACAUGUUAUAGAAAUAUUGGAGAGGAAAUUGGCGUUUAGAUGAUUCUAAAACUUGGAAAAUUCCGACUAAAACGUCAAUUCUUAGCUUAAUUGUUGGUUUUCUAUAUCAUAUAGUUGUAUCAUGAAUAUUCGAUUUCAUCCGAUGGUUAGUAGUCUCAUAAUAUUCUUUCCAAUUGAUGAGCUGUUUCGCGAUUACAAACCAAUCCCUUGACAAAGUGAUAAUGAGAUAAGUAGAGUUAAUGUGGAAUUUUUGGUGAAUAAGAAUAGUUAUUUGCUCCCUUAAAAUGUAUUCGAAUGCAGUCAAUUCCACGCUUGUACAAACUGUGUAGAGUGUUAUUACUUGUGAGAAAAAAGUAAAACAUGACUCCAUACCAGUCUUUAAUACAGUAUAAAUGUCUUUUUUAAAGUGGUAAAAGCCCUCAAAAGCCACUAGACGGUGCUAGAAACUAUCCAGUAGUAGUGCAAAAUUGUCAAUAAACGACCGCACUAAAACCCCUUCACCUCACCGACCUACAAUAAAACACACUCCACUCUCCAACAAAGUUGGAUUCACAUCAUACUGUCAGCAUUCGAUGAAUAAGAAGAAUUGAUGUUGUUUAUCAGAAUUGCUGAAAAUCUGAAGUGAGCUUCACUAUAGAGUACUCUGCCAACCGCAACCCUCCAUACCCCCUCAUAUCAUCUCUUAUUACUUCAGUUUGAAGUGCUAUAUUCAGCUCUAUCCUAGUGUUAAUCAAUAAAUCUAUUAUCUCAGUGAUAAUCAAUAACUAAAAUAAUUGUUUAUAGAGUCCCUACUCUGAUAUUAAAUGUUGGAGCUAUUGUCCCAGUCUAAGCUACAAAAUAUUGCCAUCAUCGAGAUAUAUUGAUAAUAUUAUAGUGUUAAAGAUCGAUAAUAAAUUAUUAUAGAUAUCUAUGACAGUAUCCUUAUGCUCCAACGCACUUCAUGAACUCUCUAUGUUCAUUAAGAUAUUAUAGCUUUAAUUGAAAUGGUUUCGAAACUAUUCUUUCGACGAUUAUUCUAGACGUUAUUGAAACAGUAUUCAAUGAUAAUAUCAAUGAUAUUUUGGAAUUAACAUGAAAUGCAUUGAUUUAAUAAUAGGAUUAAGAAAGUCCAAGAACCCUCUAAACGUGGUUGUUAACAUCAAAAUAAAAUGUGUGAAAUUUGAAAGUUUCCUUACAACACUAUCUUGAUUACUUUAGUUAAGCAUGUAAUACGACGUUUAUUCAAUUUCAGGAAUGUUAAUUUCACUCACAGCAUCAUAUUCCAAGCCAUGUACAGUAUUUGGAAAAUAUCGCAUCAAUGUAUAAUUUGUGGAAGUUCAACAUUUCAUAACAUUAAUUGAACCGUUGCGAAGUUCCUAUCAAUUAUCUAGCUUUCUAUAAUCCAACACACUCAUGGAAUAAUUCUCUCCAUAAAUCAGACAAGAAUUUAACCCCACUCUCCAUAAGAUUCAUGUCUUCCUGCUCUUGCAAUGAUCGUUGAAGGUUUAGUAUCUAUUAGGAGGAUCUCUAAGCUCCCCGCACUAAAUCCUCACAUUCAUCAUCUGUCUUAGUCUGUCUUAUCUCUGAACAAGUGUACCGAAUUUAUCUACUACAGCCUUCACAAUUCUCAUUCUAUCGUGUUCCAACACAAAAGAUAAAUAAUAGAGAAACGAAGCCUAUAAAAAAUGUAUGAAGUGAUAGAAUAUUGAUUGAUGGUGGAAUUUAUUGGUUAUUGUUUCUUGCAUUAGUUCAAAAACUCUUCAUUUGUACAGAGACAAAUUAAUAACAAGGGAAAUGAAACAUCCAACGUAAAAUAAGAAUCUAAUCUCAAAAGUAGAUGAUUAGAGAAGUAGAGUGUUACGUAUGUUUCAAAUCUUGAAUCUUGAUUAUGUAACUCAUCUAGUCAAUAUAACAGCCAAUGUAAUAUCUGUGUCCUCGCAUGAGUUUGUCCCAAUAAAGAUAAAAUCCAGAGAAGAUUGUCCAUGCACGGAGAAGUCCUAUGCUUCUAUGUUGUGCUUCUGAGCUAGUUCACUAAUCGUGGUUCCAUCCAUUUUACAUAGCAUUUAUAAGCUUUGAAUGUAUAAUCCACUUUUUGAACACUAUCGUUACAGCCAAAAAAAGCUCAAUAAUAUUAUUGAUCCUUCGUUUCAACUCAUGACAUGUAUAUAAUAUUACUUAGUAAGUCACUAAUAGUUAUUGGUGUUGAUAUUAAACAAGUGAUUCAUUUAUAUUACUGACAUUUAUAAAUGGCUUCCGUGAUCGGCUUUUAUUUUUCAAUAAAAUAAAUUAAAAUGCUUGAUGGCUACUUUCUAUUCUCCUCAAUAUUCCAUAUUGGCUUAAUAACUUUUACGAUUCGGUUUUGAUUUAUCAAUCUCAAUCCGA